Erythranthe guttata (spotted monkey flower) is the source of this 910-nucleotide messenger RNA. The record is from RefSeq and is a predicted model, not a curated record. NCBI's taxonomy places the organism in Eukaryota, Viridiplantae, Streptophyta, Magnoliopsida, Lamiales, Phrymaceae.
GUUUUCAAGAAGGAACUUAAAUAAUUUUAACAUCCUUAAAAAAAAGCAGGAGUUGCUGCAAUAAGAUCAGUUUCAAUGAGGGACAGGGGAACAGAAAUGACUUCAAUUGCAAGCCAAGAGCCUUCUAGAAGUGUGACACGCGUAAGUGCAACAACCCCAAUUAGAAGCCCAACUUCUUCGAUACCUUCGACCCCUCGAAGGGGGGAACCGGCCCCCACACCGACAGAAUAUUCUGGAAAUGAAGCUAUUGAUAGAGACGAACUCGAGCAGAUAGAGUAUGCUAAACGCGCGGUUGCAUGGGAAGAAGCUGAGAAGUCGAAACAUGCUGCCAGGUUUGAACGAGAAGAAAUAAGAAUUCAAGCUUGGGAGAGUCAGCAGAAAGCAAGGCUUGAAGCUGAAAUGAGGAAAAUAGAGGCACAAAUAGAGCAAAUGAAAGCGAAUGCGCAAGCAAAGAUGGUGAAGAAGAUAGCAAUGGCAAAGCAAAAAUCGGAGGAAAAAAGAGCAGAGGCUGAAGCUAGUAAAAAAGAGGCUGAGAAAACAGCAGCACAAGCCGAGUACAUUCGCCAAAUGGGACGAAUUCCUUCCUCUCCAUUUAUCUGCUGUGGUUGGUCGUAACUUAAUAUCGAAACCAAUUUGUUUAAAAGCCAAUUAUGAUUCUCUGCAGAAUAUGCAAAUUAUUAAGGUGGUGCGGUACCAUUUGGAAUAUAGAUUUAGCUUAAUCCGUGUUAAAUUGUUGCUGUUAGAGUAUCGAUUUAUACGUUUUUGUAACUAUCGACAAUCAAAUGUUUCGACGGGACUAGAAUUAGUGAAGUUAUACACAUGCCUUCAUUUACACCUUGUAAAGUUAGGUGUUGUGCCUGCAAAAUAAUUGUGUGUUCAAUGAUGAAAUCAAACUUUCUUGUUGCUCUCA